UGGAAUACACAAAAGUUGUGUGUGGAAGACGAGCUAGUGUUCAAUACCAGUAACGUAAAAAUGAAGAGAAAUCACGAUUUCAGCUCCUCAGAUAGCGAGCUUGAUGAAAACAUUGAGGUUGAGAAGGAAAGCGUUGAUGAGAAUGCGGGCAUAAAUUCUCCAAUCGGAUCAAUGUCUCCCUCUACAACUUCGCAAGUGCAAGCAAGAAAACGUCGCCGUGGGAUUAUUGAGAAACGUCGCCGAGAUCGGAUUAAUAACAGUUUGUCCGAGCUCCGCAGACUUGUUCCUAGUGCCUUCGAGAAGCAGGGUUCAGCGAAACUGGAGAAGGCGGAGAUAUUACAGAUGACAGUCGAUCACUUAAAGAUGCUUCAUGCAGCUGGAGGCAAAGGCUACUUUGACGCCCAUGCGCUGGCUAUGGAUUAUCGCGGCCUGGGUUUCCGGGAGUGCCUGGCGGAAACAGCCCGUUACCUCAGCAUCAUCGAGGGCCUGGACAGCACCGAUCCCCUCCGCAUUCGCCUAGUGUCUCACCUCAACAGCUACGCCACACAGAGAGAGGCCCACUCGGGUCUGAGUCACCUGGCCUGGGGUUCUGCUUUCGGCACGCCGCCCAGUCACAUGGCUCAUCAUCUCCUCCUCCAACAGCAACAGCAGCACCAGCAGGGGGCGACGUUGUCACGCAGCACCAGCAGCCCUUCGUCGACCUCUUCCUCUUCCUCUUCUUCUUCUUCUUCUUCCUCCUCUUCUUCCUCUCCGUCUGCCUCGUCCACAGAGCCCCGCGUUUCCAGCAGGCUGGGCGGCACGGCGAUAUCUGAGACCGCUGGGCAGACUGGACCACUGAGGGUACCCCCUACUACGGCUCUACCGCCAGGGCUGACGGCAGCCUCCUCAUCCAAACUCUCCCCUCCGCUCCUGUCGUCGCUCUCUAGCCUGUCAGCGUUUCCCUUUCCCCUGGGCACUUUUCCUUUGCUAUCUCCCAGCACACUUGCCCCCACAGCCCCCUCCAGCAACCUGGGGAAACCCUAUCGGCCCUGGAGCAUGGAGAUAGGGGCUUUCUGAAGUCUUAACCCCUCCUGCUCUCCCCCUUUCUGACUGCACUCACAAAGAUGAACUAGACUUCCACGGACAGG
Messenger RNA from Chanos chanos (milkfish), 1127 nucleotides. RefSeq names its product hes-related family bHLH transcription factor with YRPW motif 1 (gene hey1). Gene Ontology annotation, biological process: regulation of DNA-templated transcription. Lineage: Eukaryota; Metazoa; Chordata; Actinopteri; Gonorynchiformes; Chanidae. Gene Ontology annotation, molecular function: DNA binding; protein dimerization activity. The coding region runs from base 61 to 1056 and encodes 331 amino acids. The transcript has 5 exons. The record is from RefSeq and is a predicted model, not a curated record.